GUGAUCUAGUGGGUUCCUGCAGCAGACCCCACCUGUUCAAGUUUAUUACUUUUUUUUUGGUUUUAUUCAAGUUUUUCUGGUUGAGCCACCUUUGAAGCCCCACAAGUCCAAACUCCAAAGAGAGCAUGAGACAACAUGUUGGGUUCCACAGAAUGAGUUUCUCAAUCUCAAAUGUUUUUAACCCAUAAAGCAACCCAAACAGACUAAUCAAUCAGGUUUCUUCAUUGAGAAGGAGAAAAGAAAGAGAUAGAGACACCCCAUGAAAGAUAAAAAGUUGCAAAGAGGAUCAUAUCUGAGAAAAAGACUGGAACAUAUUACUUUGACAAGAAAGUCUUGAUCUUUCCCUGCUCUAUCACCUUCUCUAUUUACACUCAUAUUUAUCCAAAACACUAAACACAGCCACUUUCCAAAAUUCUUGAGCUUUAGCAAUUCAAUUUGAAUCACAGCAAUGUUUCGGUUUCAGAGGAAGAUGAUAUAAUGGUAUAAAACAAGUUUGCAUGGCGAGCCACAGAAUAGGAGAACUCGGUUUGUCUGAGUCGGGACCUUCAAGUCACCACAUCCCUUAUGGAGUGCUUCAUGGAAUUAACACUACUACUCCAGUAUCAAGCUUAAUCAAUCAAGGAUCUGCUUUUGAUUUUGGGGAGCUGGAGGAAGCAAUUGUUCUGCAUGGAGUUAAGGGUAGAAAUGAUGAUGACAAAGCAUCUUUAUUCACAGCCAGACCUGCAGCUACACUGGAAAUGUUCCCUUCAUGGCCAAUGAGAUUCCAACAAACCCCAAGAGGUGGUUCAAAGUCAGGAGGGGAAAGCACUGAUUCAGGUCUUUCCAGCAAGACUGAGCCCCCCCUUGAGGCAGAAUCUCCCAUGAGUAAAAAGGCAUCUUCUUCAGAUCACCAGGCUUUUGAUCAGCAGCAUCUGCAGCAAAGACAGCAACUUCAACAGGAUAUGGCAAGUGAUGCCGCAAGAACACCCUCUUCACAGAAUCAAUCAGCAGCCAAAUCACAAGAAAAGAGAAAGGGAGCUGGUUCAACAUCAGAGAAACCACUUGAUGCAAAGACACUAAGACGUUUAGCUCAAAACAGAGAGGCUGCAAGGAAAAGCCGUCUCAGGAAAAAGGCUUAUGUGCAGCAACUAGAAUCAAGUAGAUUAAAGCUUACCCAGAUAGAACAAGAACUCCAAAGAGCACGUUCUCAGGGCUUGUUCGUGGAUUGUGGUGGUGUUGGAAGCAAUGUAUGCUCUGGAGCCGCAAUGUUUGACAUGGAAUAUGGAAGAUGGUUAGAAGAAGAUCACAGGCUAAUGGGGGAGCUUCGUAACGGGUUGCAAGUACCCUUAUCAGAUAGUGAUAUGAGAGUGAUGGUGGAUGGAUAUCUCUCCCACUAUGAUGAGAUUUUCAGGCUCAAGGGUGUGGCUGCAAAAUCAGAUGUGUUUCACCUUAUCAAUGGCAUGUGGACUUCCCAAGCUGAACGUUGCUUCCUCUGGAUUGGUGGUUUUAGACCCUCUGAUCUCAUCACGAUGCUGAUACAACAAUUGGAGCCACUGGCUGAGCAACAGAUAAUGGGAAUGUAUGGUCUGAGACAUUCCUCACAGCAAGCAGAAGAAGCACUCUCUCAGGGCCUUGAACAGUUGCAGCAAUCUCUGGUGGACACCAUUGCUGGAGGCCCAGUUGUUGAUGGUGUGCAACAAAUGGUGGUUGCCAUGAGCAAACUAGCCAAUCUUGAAGGAUUUGUUCGUCAGGCUGAUAAUUUGAGGCAACAAACUCUUCAUCAGUUAUGUCGAUUACUCACAGUUCGUCAAGCAGCACGAUGUUUCAUUGUGAUCGGAGAAUACUAUGGUCGUCUUCGAGCCCUUAGUUCUCUCUGGGCAUCAAGACCACGAGAGACCUUGAUCGGUGAUGACAACUCAUGCCAAACAACCACAGAAAUGCAAGUGGUCCAACAUUCUCAGAAUCAUUUCUCAACUUUCUGAGAGAUGUAAUUAAAAAUCCAUUAGCUUGAAAAUUAAGAAGCUUGUUAUAUGUGGUGGGGCUGCUUUUUACCAUGAUGAAUGCCAGUGUCUUCUUGAAAAAAAAAAUGUUUAUUUAUUUUUCUUUUCAGCCUUCUAGUGCUUUUAUGUCUGUAAAUGUAAAAAUUUAGUUUUAAUGUGCAUGCAAGAUGAGAAAGCUCCUACUUUAGCUAAAAAGGAAAUAGAAAAAAAAAAUUGCAUUUUAUGAAAA
Messenger RNA from Vigna unguiculata (cowpea), 2208 nucleotides. RefSeq names its product transcription factor TGA9-like. The record is from RefSeq and is a predicted model, not a curated record. Gene Ontology annotation, molecular function: sequence-specific DNA binding; DNA-binding transcription factor activity. Gene Ontology annotation, biological process: DNA-templated transcription; regulation of DNA-templated transcription. NCBI's taxonomy places the organism in Eukaryota, Viridiplantae, Streptophyta, Magnoliopsida, Fabales, Fabaceae.